CAAAUUGAAAGACAUUUUUCACUUCGCGUUAAUUAUUAUUAAUUCGACGAUUAUUAGAAACAAAAUCUAAUUAAAUAUUGUAAUAUUUGAUUUGAUUUAAUAAACACACAUGUGUGUGUUAGUGAUGUUUUAAAGGGGUGUGUCAGUUAUGCAAGGGGCAGCAUAGUUGAAUGCACUGCUUAAUGCAGCGAACUUGUACUUGUCAUCACUAAACUGCAGUCUUAAGCUUAGCAUUUUGAAACUGGAGCUUCGAUUUGAACGUCUUGUCAGGAAUUCAGCAGUAAAAAUGGCAGCAUCUUUGCUUAGGACUGGACGACUCGGCACGCUCAGGCGUCUGAAGACAGGGAGUUGGAGUUCUUUAAGAGUUCCUGUUGUAUUUCUGAGUUCAAAAUCUGGAGACAACAAGAAGUCCAAGUCCAACAAAGAAAAAUCAGCUGCAAAAACAUACUUCGAUAUAGAGAAACUUGUCCAGCACAAAGCGUAUGUGGAAUUCCCAAAGAAAGAUACAAAAGCUGCUCCUGCUGUAACUGCCGCUGCAUCAGCAAAAACAUCAGCCGGCAUCCUCACUGUACCUGAAGCCACUGCCCCUUCAGCCGAAUCACCUUCAGUUGAAGCCUCUGUCCCUGCAGCUAAAGCACCUGCAGUGGAAGACACUGCCCCUGAAGCUGAAACUGCAGUUAAAGCCUCUACUUUUGCAUCCGAAGCCGCUGUCCCUGCAGCUAAUGCACCUGCAGUUGGAACCGCAGCCCUUGCAGCUGAAGCACCUGCGGUUGAAGCCGUAGCCCCUGCAGCUGAAGCCACUGUCCCUACUGAAGCACCUGCAGUUGAAGCCUCUACAUGUGCAGCCGAAGCUGCUGUCCCUGCAGCUAAUGCACCUGCAGUUGAAACCGCAGCCCUUGCAGCUGAAGCACCUGCCGUUGAAGCCGUAGCCCCUGCAGCGGAAGCAUUUGCAGUUGAAGCCUCUACAUGUGCAGCUGAAGCUGCUGUCCCUGCCUCUAAUGCACCUGCAGUUGAAACUGCAGCCCUUGCAGCUGAAGCACCUGCAGUUGAAGCCGUAGCCCCCGCAGCUGAAGCACCUGCAGUUGAAUUCACAGCCCCUGCAGCGGAAGCAUUUGCAGUUGAAGCCGCAGCCCUUGCAGCUAAAGCAACUGCAGUUGAAGCCGUAGCCCCUGUAGCCGCAGCCCUUGCAGCUAAGGUACCCACAGUUGAAGCUGCAGCUGAAGCACCUACAGUUGAAGCCACAACCCCUGCAGCCCUUGCAGCUGAAGCACCUACAGUUGAAGCUGCAGUUGAAGCACCUGCAGCUGAAGCACCUGCAGCUGAAGCACCCGCAGCUGAAGCACCUGCAGUUGAAGCACCUGCAGUUGAAGCCGCAGCUGAAGCACCUGCAGUUGAAGCCGCAGCUGAAGCACCUGCAGUUGAAGCCGCAGCUGAAGCACCUGCAGUUGAAGCCGCAGCUGAAGCACCUGCAGUUGAAGCCGCAGCCCCUGCUGAAGCAUCUACAGUUAAAGCCUCUACUUUUGCAUCAUCCCCUGCUUCUGAAUCUAUCCCCACAGCUGCUGAACCUAUUGUUGAACUUACCACCUCUGAUGUCCCUGCAGCUGAAGCAUCUCCUGCUGAAGCCAUUUCUGAUGCUACUGCACCAGCUUCUGAAGCCACACCUACAGAAGAUAAAUCUGUCCAAGAAGUGGUUGUUGAAUCUGUCCCUGUUGUAGAAGCUGUCACUGAGCUUGUUGCAGAAGCUGUGGCUGAAGCUGUCCCUGCUGUAAAGGUUGAAGAGUCAGUUGCAGAUGAAGCUCCGCCUGAAGAGCUGAUAGAUUCUGCCCCUGUGAUCACGGAUGCUACAGAUGUUCCAGCUGAAGCUGUGGAGAAGCCUGAGGCUGGAUUGGAUCCCAUUCAAAAUCUUUUUCUAGAUUCAAUUCGUGCAUACAGCACACAGAGCAAGGCUACUGGUGGUCUUGUUGAUGCUGGACCUGAUUACCAGAAAGCUCUUGCUGAGGAAAUAACAAAACUACAGCGACUGUAUGGUGGCGGUGACUUGACUUCCUUCCCAGAGUUCAAAUUCCCUGAGCCUAAAUUUGAUGAGGGGUCCUCAAAGUAAACCAGUCUUUUCUGUGCCUCAGUGCAAUUAUUUAAUGUGAAACUGAAUAUUUUGUGUAUAGCUUAGCUGUGAAAUAUAUGCUUUCUGUUUGCUUUACUGCUUGUCAGGAAGUGUCUUUAAAAUAUUUGGGAACAGAGUUGAAUAAACAUGUUUUCUAUUAUUUUCAAUAAUAAUUAAAACAUAUUAUUGUGAAAUACGUUUAUGAAAAAUUGGUCUUUAAAAUGAGUGUUUUAAUGGAUUUCAGUGAUAGCUGUUUUAUUACAGGUUGGCUAUGUUUAAUGAAAUGUUUUAGUACAAAAUAAAGUAUUUAAAGGUUAUAUAAAACU
This is a messenger RNA of Paramisgurnus dabryanus, 2427 nucleotides long. RefSeq lists its product as uncharacterized. Lineage: Eukaryota; Metazoa; Chordata; Actinopteri; Cypriniformes; Cobitidae. The record is from RefSeq and is a predicted model, not a curated record. Gene Ontology annotation, biological process: proton motive force-driven ATP synthesis. Gene Ontology annotation, cellular component: proton-transporting ATP synthase complex. Gene Ontology annotation, molecular function: proton transmembrane transporter activity.